GCCGGGUUGAUAGUGGGAAGUGCUCGUACGCCGGUGUCUCCCUGGUUGCGCAAGACGCCAUUUUGGAGUGACAGUGAAAGAUAACGGAAAGAUCGAGAAGCUGUCUUUCUAAAGCUUCGUCACCAUGGGGAAUGUAUUUGCAAGCUUAUUCAAGGGCCUGUUUGGCAAAAAAGAGAUGAGGAUUCUCAUGGUCGGGCUCGAUGCUGCUGGAAAAACAACCAUCCUAUAUAAACUGAAGCUAGGAGAGAUAGUCACCACCAUUCCCACCAUUGGUUUUAAUGUUGAAACUGUAGAAUACAAGAACAUCAGCUUCACAGUGUGGGAUGUGGGCGGUCAGGACAAGAUCAGGCCGCUGUGGCGCCACUACUUUCAGAAUACUCAAGGGCUUAUCUUUGUGGUGGACAGCAACGACAGGGAGAGAGUGAACGAGGCGAGGGAGGAGCUGUCCAGAAUGCUCGCUGAGGACGAACUCAGAGACGCUGUGCUGCUCGUUUUUGCAAAUAAACAGGAUCUCCCUAACGCUAUGAAUGCUGCAGAGAUCACAGACAAGUUGGGUUUGCACGCCCUCCGCCAGCGCAGCUGGUACAUUCAGGCCACCUGCGCCACCAGCGGGGAUGGCUUGUACGAGGGCCUGGACUGGCUCUCCAACCAGCUGAAGAACCAGAAAUGAUCCAUUCCACCAGUUUUGAUUUUUGUUUGUUGUUUAUUUUUUCUGUUUCAACACAGCGGCAGCACCGGAUCCAGGCCCCUUCGCUCCCAUCUAACCCAAGUUUCGACCCCAGCUCUUUCUUUCAAGAACUUCCUUCACCCCCCCUCGCUUUCUCCCCUCGUCCCUCGUCAGUGGGGCUCUAGCCUGUGCUGCUUGUGUGUGCGUGUGGGCGUGCGUGCGUGUGUGUGUACCUUGUGUGUUCAGCGAGUGUGUGUGGGUGUGAAGGCGUCUCUGUGUAUGUUGGCUGGGAUUGGGAGUAACCCUGGCGUGCCUUUUACACACCUCCUGUGGAAUCAGCAGUCUGGUUUUCAAGCCCCUUUCUCCAUCCACCAAACUCAGCCUCUGCCCCACUCAGCCUACCCCCACUCUCAGUCUUGCACGGCCCCCUUCUCCCCACCCUUACUCUCCAGAGGAAGCAUGGUUUUCAUACGGCAAAGAAAGAGCAAGGGUGCAAGCUCUCCUCCCCCCUCCCUGUAGUAUAUAUCUAUGUUAACUAGAAAUGUUCACCCAAGGUAGACUGAAUGCUAGAUGUUCAUUUUAACCUUUUGAUUUUGAAACCUCAACCCACCAGUAAGAGAUUCAGUAAAUUGCAUCUUAACCUGUAUCAGGUCGCAAAUCAAAAAACAGAAAAAGUAAAAAAAAAAAAAAAAAAAACUCCCAUCCUCGAUCAUUCUGGUGUCAUUUGAAAAUCAUGCUGUUUGUUUUAUUAUUAUUAUUAUAUUGGAAUAUAACAGAUUAUUCUUAGCAAUGGUUCUCCAAUGAACACUACCUUUCUCCCCCCACUAAGCAAGACCGUGAAGCACAAGGCAAGCCAACAAUCUAAAAAACAAAAUCUACUUUAAAAUUCGAAUCUGCGAGUAUAUGCAAUUCUUGUCUUUUCAAAUUCUUUUGAAUUCCUUGGAUUAAAUUGGAUUUUUGAGAUGACCACCAGUGUGAUUAAUCAUUCUGACAGCGCUCCUACUUCAUGUGGGACAACUACAAGGUGUUGGGCAUUUCACAAACUUCAGCCGGUUAACUGAGACAGGUGUCCUGAUACAUUCACGAGCUUCACAUGUUAUUCCUUUAAGAGAUGUUACAUGUGUUUUUUUUUCUGUAACUAGUUUUAGCAUUUCUAUUUGUACUAUGACUGCUGAACCAAAUGCAUUUGAGCAGUAUGACAAAUCCUGUAUAUGAAAGUAGUGUAUCCUCGAGGGCCUAAACUGUAUGAGUUUGACUGACGAGGCUUUUCUCACCAACGGUUGGCAGUUUUACUUUGAAAUCCGAAAGCAUCCGGCUGUCCACAAUGUUCCUGGUUGGGAUGAAGGAUUGGCACCAAAUAUGAAGGCUCUCUUUAACUGUGAACGGUCCAGACAUGGAGAAAGGAAAACUAGUUCGAGUGUCUGGGUGUUUACAGGCUCCUACUUCUUAUUAUAGCGCUGCAUUCUUCACGACUAAAAGACCAACACAACACGUACUCUGUCAGUGGCUCGUCAGUGAGCUGGAAGGACUUGGUGGUAGACCUGUUGAGGGGAAUGGGUGUGCAGUUAGCUGGUCCUGAGAUUCAGCAGGCGUCCUCAGUGUUGAACCAUGGGGGUUAAGCUGGCACUUCUGUCAAGAAUGAUUGUAAAUCUGUAAGUUCCCCUGUAAACUGUUUCUGUGGGGAUUUCCUGAACACAUUAAUAAACAUGAUUUGAUCCAA
Molecule: messenger RNA, 2387 nt
Organism: Toxotes jaculatrix (banded archerfish)
Lineage: Eukaryota; Metazoa; Chordata; Actinopteri; Toxotidae
Gene: arf2b
Product: ADP-ribosylation factor 2b
Exons: 5
Coding region: 125-670 (181 amino acids)
Biological process (GO): intracellular protein transport; vesicle-mediated transport
Cellular component (GO): cytoplasm; plasma membrane
Molecular function (GO): GTP binding; GTPase activity
Source: RefSeq, a predicted model, not a curated record